AUGAGUGGCUACAGGCGUGCUGGGUAUCCUUCUCCUCCAUCGAAUCCGCCUCACACAAUCCUCCUUUUGACUGUGGUGGCCAUUUUUUUGGUGGUGCCCUCAUUUAUAGCAGAACAGACCAGUUUGGAGGUUCUGACCGAGGUAAAUCCUUUGAUGGUAAUGGUGGCGCCGCUUUUUUUGGUCUUGGCGAUAAGAUGGCUUUCGUCUGUGGGUAAGAGAGGAGGAGGAGGAGGGAUUCCUGUCGGUACUCCUCAUUCUGUAAGUAGAACAUCAGGUGGAUCCCCUGUGGGUGUCGCCAUUGUACUUCUCAUUGUUUUGCUCAUGGUCUGGUACCAGUCCUCUGGAGAGGAAGAGACAUUUGAAUGA
This is a messenger RNA of Cryptomeria japonica (Japanese cedar), 366 nucleotides long. RefSeq lists its product as uncharacterized. The transcript has a single exon. Lineage: Eukaryota; Viridiplantae; Streptophyta; Pinopsida; Cupressales; Cupressaceae. The record is from RefSeq and is a predicted model, not a curated record. The coding region runs from base 1 to 366 and encodes 121 amino acids.